AUGAUAAGCUCUAUUGGCUUUCUUCCAAGUGGGAUCUCGAUCGAAAAACUGAAAAAGUUUGUGGUUGAUGAGGAUAUACAUCAGUCACUGAACUAUCUAAAUAUCCCAGUUGUUGAUAAGGAGAAGGUUCCUUUUGAUGAUGACAUUGAUGAGUCGGAAGAGAUAAUGGAAAAUGACAUUGUGGUUUUCUGCACUCCAAAUGAGGACGAUGUAAGUUUUUUACAGUUUUACGUGCAGAAUAGAGAAUGCACAAACAUGUUCUUGCAUCAUGAUACAUAUGUAUUCAGCACCAUCUGUGAUUCUGAAUAUCUUACUAUUGGAGGAGAAAUGUAUGUUGCACUUGCUACAUUUGAAAAGGAUAUCAUGGUAUUUGAUCCAUUUAUGAGAAAUCCAAUUCUCCCUCAGGUUCUUUUGAAGGGACAUGAAGAAGCAGUUCUGUCUAUAGAGAGCCGGGAUGGAAUUCUCUUCAGUGGAAGUCUUGACUCAACGAUCAUUGAGUGGGAUACCGAGAAAGCUCUAGCCAAGAACAGGAUUCAGACUAUGGGGCCUGUUAAUAGGAUCGGUAUUCUUGACUCAUCUGUAGUUUAUUCAGUAGAAAAUUCUUUAUACUGUUUAGAUGAAGAAAUUAAGUUUGAAGGAGAAGUUGAAAGAAUAAGGAUUAGAGAAAAUGCAAUGCUUGUAUCUAACACCACUGGAACUUUGAGAUGUUAUGACCUGAGAAAGAUGACAGAAGUGAUUAUAGAGAAGAGAAUCCAUGAAGACUCGAUCACAGGGCUUGACACGCUUGGAGAUAAUGUGUACACGGGAUCUCUCGAUGGGACCAUAAAGGUUGUAAGCCUUGAUACAUUUGGUAUUGUGGGCAGUAAGGAUGUUGAUGAGAAAGUAUUUUCUCUUCGAGCACAUGAAGAUGGGUUUUACGUGUAUGGAGGGGAAAAGAACGAACUCGUACUAAACUACAUAGACGAGCCUCUUCAGAAUGAUUUACAAUAA
Encephalitozoon romaleae SJ-2008 is the source of this 990-nucleotide messenger RNA. RefSeq names its product WD40 domain-containing protein. The transcript has a single exon. Lineage: Eukaryota; Fungi; Microsporidia; Unikaryonidae. Bases 1 to 990 code for a protein of 329 amino acids. The record is from RefSeq and is a predicted model, not a curated record. Gene Ontology annotation, molecular function: protein binding.